AUGAGCAAUCAAGUCCAGCAGACCACAGUAGGCUUCAUAGCCAAAGAGAUCUUCGUGACCAGCGCUGGACUGGAGAUCGUAGAAAACUUUCUGGACGUGGCAGCCAUCUCUUUCUUCGCCGUCAUGGGCAUCGUCACCAACACCAUCAUCAUCAUCGUCUUCUCCACCCAGGGUUUCCAGGACAGCGUCAACAUCUCGCUGACCGCCAUGGCUAUCUGGGAACUGUUCAAGUGCAUUGUGGGGCUGGCCAUGCGCGUGUACGGCCCCCUGGGGUGGAUCUCCCCCGUCUACAGAAAGACCUGGAAGAACAUUUCAACGCCUACGUUGAACUACGUCCAGGUCUUCGCCAACUACGUCACCUACGUCAUGGCCGCCUACGUGGCCUUCGAGCGCUGCCUCUGCGUGGCCUUGCCCUUUAAGGUCAAGUCUAUUUUCGUCCCAAGACUCACCUUAGUAAUGAUGAUCUUGAUUUCGAUAGUCGUAAUCCUUUCGUUCGGGAUCAUCUUCUUCGUUUACGACAUCUACUGGAUAGUCGAUCCCAUUUACAACCAGUCCAUUAUCGUGUACACGAACAACGCCUUCUAUCGCAAGUACGGCUCUGGGGUAAUCGAAUACUUCACGUAUAUCGGAUUCUUGAAUCCAGUCUUCUGCUUUGUGGUGAUAUUCUUAUGCACUGUUGUCAUCUUCUACCAGCUUCACAAGAUGUCUAAAUUUCGAUCCAAAUCCAUUUACAAGGACAAGGAAAAAGAAAUGUCGUCGAGGGAGAAGCAAGCUGUUAAGAUGCUACUGGUUGUAAUCAUAGUCUACAUCCUGGCACUUCUGCCGAGGUUUCUGCUCCACGCGGGCAAGAUGGUGGAGCCGGAGUUCUACUACCUACGCGCGUACCACAACCUGUUUAACGUCUGCGCCUACAUCGUCAUGACAGUUGACUUCAUCAACGCCUCUGUUCAUCUUUUCAUCUAUUUGAAGAUGAGCACCAACUUCCGGCUGACUUUUUUCAACCUUUUCCCAUGGUGCAGACGACAAUAA
This is a messenger RNA of Biomphalaria glabrata, 1029 nucleotides long. RefSeq lists its product as uncharacterized. The record is from RefSeq and is a predicted model, not a curated record. The transcript has a single exon. Gene Ontology annotation, molecular function: G protein-coupled peptide receptor activity. Gene Ontology annotation, cellular component: plasma membrane. Gene Ontology annotation, biological process: G protein-coupled receptor signaling pathway. Bases 1 to 1029 code for a protein of 342 amino acids. Lineage: Eukaryota; Metazoa; Mollusca; Gastropoda; Planorbidae.